AUGUCUUCAAGCGGCAAUGGCGGUGCUCCUCCCGUAGGACAGGAGAACAUCAACACGGAUAUUGUCACCCUCACCCGCUUCCUCACAGAGGAGCAGGUCAAGGUUCCAGAAGCCACCGGUGACUUCACACUACUUUGCCACGCUCUUCAAUUUGCCUUUAAGUCUAUUGCCUACUACAUUCGUCGCGCUUCCUUGAUUAACCUGACUGGUUUGGCUGGUUCCUCAAACACGACUGGCGACGAUCAGAAGAAGCUUGACGUCAUCGGCAACGAUGUGUUCAUCUCCGCCAUGAAGGGCUCCGGCAAGUGCCGUAUCCUUGUUUCCGAGGAGGAGGAAGAGGCUAUCAUCUUCGACGAGCACCCCAACGCCCGCUAUGCCGUGGUCUGCGACCCUAUCGACGGUUCCUCCAACCUUGACGCUGGCGUUUCGGUUGGUACCAUCUUCGGAAUCUUCAAGCUUCCCGAUGAGGUUCUCGGUCCCAACAACAAGGUCACUGCUCAGGACCUCCUUCGCCCCGGCACGGAGAUGGUUGCCUCUGGCUUCACCAUGUACGGUGCCUCCGCACAGCUGGUGAUCACCAUGCGCAACGGCGGUGUCAAUGGCUUCACCAUGGAGAACUCUCUGGGUGAAUUCAUCCUGACACACCCCAACAUGCAGCUUCCCGCCAAGCGGGCCAUCUACUCGGUCAACGAGGGUAACAGCAUGUACUGGGAUGACUGGGUGAACAAGUACCUCCACUCGCUGAAGUACCCCGGUGAGGGUCAGAAGCCUUACAGCGCGCGUUAUAUUGGUAGCAUGGUGGCCGAUGCCUACCGGACUCUCCUCUACGGUGGUGUUUUCGCCUACCCGGCUGAUUCCAAGAGCCGCAAGGGCAAGCUGCGUAUCCUCUACGAGUGUGCCCCCAUGGCUAUGCUUUUCGAGAACGCAGGUGGUCUGGCAGUGAACUCCCAGAUGGAGCGUCUUCUGGAGGUGGUUCCGGAACACAUUCAUGACCGGAGCGGUGUGUUCCUGGGUUCGAAGGACGAGGUACAGAAGAUUAUCGACACGUACAACCAGCACCACAAAUGA
Molecule: messenger RNA, 1068 nt
Organism: Aspergillus eucalypticola CBS 122712
Lineage: Eukaryota; Fungi; Ascomycota; Eurotiomycetes; Eurotiales; Aspergillaceae
Gene: fbp1
Product: fructose 1,6-bisphosphate 1-phosphatase
Exons: 2
Coding region: 1-1068 (355 amino acids)
Biological process (GO): fructose 1,6-bisphosphate metabolic process; fructose metabolic process; gluconeogenesis
Cellular component (GO): cytoplasm; cytosol
Molecular function (GO): fructose 1,6-bisphosphate 1-phosphatase activity
Source: RefSeq, a predicted model, not a curated record